Mytilinidion resinicola is the source of this 2715-nucleotide messenger RNA. RefSeq lists its product as uncharacterized. The record is from RefSeq and is a predicted model, not a curated record. The transcript is spliced from 4 exons. NCBI's taxonomy places the organism in Eukaryota, Fungi, Ascomycota, Dothideomycetes, Mytilinidiales, Mytilinidiaceae. The coding region runs from base 1 to 2715 and encodes 904 amino acids.
AUGGCUCAAAGACCCUUGACCCCUUCGCAGGGCUUGUACGACUCCGUUCCUCCGCCUAACGACCCAGCGCACCUCCAUAGAGGUUAUGGCACGGCUGCCACCAACGCUUCGCACCUCGACAUCGACCAGCAUGAUUUCGGAACCACUCCCGGCAACCCGGGCGUCUCGUCCCCAUUGUCCCAAUCCCUUGCGCCGCAGCGCAGCAAGUUCGGGGAGGACUUCGAUGCCACCCAACGCGGCACCUCCGUUCUGAACGACGGCGACUUGCCCCACCGCACGGCGUCUAAUGCAUCUACUCUCAACCAGGGAGCCGCUCCCGCGCGCAGCGGAACUCUAAAGAAGAAGGGGUCGGUCCGAAGAACAGGAAGCCUGAAGCGCAGUGGAAGCAAGCGUAGCUUGCAUGCCGGCAGUAUACGCGGUGUCAACAUCGAAGACGAGGGUCCGGCCGCUAGCAAAGAGAAUAGCGUUUUUUAUACUCCUGUUCCAACCACGGGAAACCCGACUGAGGUUCUUGCGAGCCGCUUUCAAGCUUGGCGAAAGCUACUCAAAGACAUCAUAGCCUAUUUCCGCGAAGUUCAGACCUCCUACGAGCACCGCUCCAAAACGUUACUCAAGGUCUCCAAUGUUAUCAACAAUACAAACGCGCCAUCAGCCUUCCUGACAGAGGGAGGCUUGAACGAAGCAAAUCGCAUUCUUCGGGACUUCCAUAAGCAGACCGUAGUAGAAGCAAACAAAGCACGGGAUAUUGAAAUCGAUGUCAUUGGGCAACUGAAUGGCUUGAGGCAGGAUCUGGCGCAAAAAAUCAAGGAGAUCAAAUCGCUUUCAGGUGACUUUAAGAAUUCUGUCGAGAAGGAGAAGGAAAGCACGCGCAAAGCUGUCGCAAGCCUUGAAGAGUCCCUCAACCUAAUUGAUACCGACCCGUCAUCUGUUGCUGGAAAAGGUGAUCCCUACGUCGUCCGUCUAGGCGUUGAUCGUCAGAUCGAGAGGCAAAUUGACGAAGAAAACUACUUGCAUCGGGCAUACCUGAACCUCGAAAACUCUGGAAGAGAGCUAGAAUCCAUUGUUGUUGGGGAAAUUCAGAAAUCGUACAAUGCUCUAGCGACCAUCCUCAAGCGGGAUGCCGAUGAAGAAUAUGCCACUGUUGACAAGCUACGGAAUGGCCCGAUCGCAAUGCCAAAAGACUUCGAAUGGAAUCAUUAUGUCGAGAAUGACCCGCACUUUGUCAAUCCUCGUAUCCCGCUGCGACGGCUUGAGGACAUCCAAUACCCAGGCAAGAAUCAUCCUGCAACGACAGAGGUAAGGGCGGGCAUGCUUGAGCGCAAGAGCAAGUAUUUGAAGAGCUACACCCCUGGAUGGUAUGUUUUGUCUCCUACACAUCUUCACGAGUUCAAGUCUGCGGACCGUAUCUACACUCAGCCGCCUGUUAUGUCACUUUACCUACCAGAUCAGAAACUCGGAUCGCACUCGCAGCCUGGUGGAUCCUCCCACAAGUUUGUCUUGAAAGGCCGUCAAACUGGGUCCAUGCAUCGCGGCCACUCUUGGGUGUUCAGGGCAGAGUCAUACGACACUAUGAUGGCUUGGUAUGAAGACAUCAAGAGCCUGACCGAGAAGACUGGCGAAGAGCGGAAUGCGUUCGUUCGACGACAUGCCCGAAGCGUUAGCCAAGGAAGCCAUCGAUCCGUUAGCAGCGAUGGAGGUUUGGACGAGGACGAGGCAGACGCAGUCCCAUAUUCUGCGAAUCAGUCGGUGAUGAACGAGCCCGCUACGGAAGAGCUCCAGCAACGACCAUCUCCAGGUGGGCGAUUUCCAAGCGAUAUCCAGGUGAACCGUCACUUACAAGCACCACUUUCGCCUUCUAGUGGUAGCUCGGACAUCGAUCAUGACCUAACGACCGCGGCCGGAGGCUUGCAAGCGUCUUAUCCAGAGACGAGAGAAGCCCCAGUCUCCAACGACCUUAGCCAGUCUCAACAGAUUCCUCAGCAAUCUCAACAGAUCCCUCAGCAGCCUCAACAGCUUCCUCAGCAACAUGCCCCAUACCCUCCGUACGAAGAUCAGUACGGAAAUCCUGUGGCUGGGGGAUUGAACACCUAUCAACAACCCAAUUCUCAACAAACCAAUUCUUAUUAUCAAGCCCCAUACCCAAAUUCAUCGAACCCUCCCCCGGCCGCUUAUCAACCCCAAUCACCACAAAUUUAUUCCCAACCACAAUCUUCUGUUCCCCAAAGCCAGCCUGCUGUGCAACGACACGAGAGUAGUUACGGCGACUGGAUGGCUCCUGCAGCUGGAGGAGUCGCCGCCGGAGCCCUUGGCGCGGAAACGUACCAUCACCACCAGCACGAUGGGCAGAACGAACAAGAGCCAGCGGUGGCUCCGGUAGCCGAAGAGACCGCACCAGUUUCUCAUCUACAAGCAACGCCCACGGAGGCAUUGUCUCACCCAGCCCCGGCGCUACCUCUCAUGUCAGCUCCCAGCGCGCCAGUCAGUCUCACAAGCACCAUCUCCACAGUCCCCACCUCGCUUUCCACUUCCACCGCAGAGGCGCCUUUUUUAGGGGGAGCUGAGGCAGCAACUGGAGCUGCCUCAGCUAGUACCAUUAAGGCAACAGGCGCAUCUGGAGAGGCCUUUCCCGGUAUCUUGAGGAACAACACGGGCCUCAGCGUUUCGGAUUUGCAUGUGCCUGGCGAGUACCCGAAGGGUCCCGGGGUUGCUUCCUGA